AUGAGGCACUUUUGGACGACCGCCGCCUGGGCGUCCCUGAUGGGUUCAGUGGUAGCUCAGACAUUCACGAACUGUAAUCCCCUGGAGAAGGCUUGUCCAGCCGAUCCGGCCUUGGGCACUGAGCAUGAAUGGUGGCUCAAUUCGACCAUUGACCCGUCUGUGUGGAACAUGUCCACCGGGUCCAUCAACUAUGCCAACGGUGCGGCCGAGUUCACCAUCGCCAAGGUGAACGAGUCGACUCUGAUGCAGUCCAACUUUUACAUCUUUUUCGGUGUGGUGGAGAGCUGGGUCAAGAUGGCCAAAGGUGGGGGUGUCGUGAGCAGUGUGGUGCUGGAGUCGGAUGAUCUGGACGAGAUUGAUUGGGAGUGGGUGGGAUACAACACAAGUGCUGUGCAGAGCAACUUCUUCGGCAAGGGCAACACCACCUCGUACGAUCGCGGUGGGAUUCAUUACGUCCCCAACGCCGAUACCGAAUGGCACAACUACACCACCCUGUGGACCAGUGAGAAACUCGAGUGGCAUAUUGACGGUCAGGUGGUGCGCACCCUGCCCUUCAACGAUCCCAAAGCCUUGGGAGGCAAGAACUAUCCGCAGACGCCCUGCCGGGUCAAGUUCAGUAACUGGCCCGCCGGUCGAGAGGGUGCCGCCCAGGGUACCAUCGAAUGGGCCGGUGGCCUCGUCGACUACUCCAAGGGUCCCUUCACCAUGAGUGUGCAACGCAUUCGCAUUCAGGAUUACCACAGUGGCAAGGAGUACUCCUACGGUGACCGAUCGGGCUCCUGGCAGAGUAUCAAGGUUGUGACUGGAAACUCGACCGUCCAGCAAAAGAUCGAUCAGCCGCCUCCCAAGUCUCUGUCCGAGAAGUGGGCGGAUCUGCCCCAGGCCACGCACAUUGGAGUCUAUGCGGCCGCGGGAGCUGUCGGUGGCCUGCUCAUCCUUGUUCUGGGCUUCUGCUGCAUUCGUCAGCGCCGCCAAGGGCGUCUUGAGCACGCCCUGGCCGAUUCCAAGUGGAAUGCCGAGCGAACGGAGAUGGCCAACUUCCAGAGUGAUUGGAAGCAGACCGAGUGGAAGCACGGUGGCUACAGCAAGGUCAACAGCUAG
Molecule: messenger RNA, 1101 nt
Organism: Penicillium diatomitis
Lineage: Eukaryota; Fungi; Ascomycota; Eurotiomycetes; Eurotiales; Aspergillaceae
Product: glycoside hydrolase family 16 protein
Exons: 2
Coding region: 1-1101 (366 amino acids)
Biological process (GO): fungal-type cell wall organization; carbohydrate metabolic process
Cellular component (GO): fungal-type cell wall
Molecular function (GO): glycosyltransferase activity; hydrolase activity, hydrolyzing O-glycosyl compounds
Source: RefSeq, a predicted model, not a curated record